Molecule: messenger RNA, 1872 nt
Organism: Vombatus ursinus (common wombat)
Lineage: Eukaryota; Metazoa; Chordata; Mammalia; Diprotodontia; Vombatidae
Product: protocadherin gamma-A4-like
Exons: 1
Biological process (GO): homophilic cell-cell adhesion
Cellular component (GO): plasma membrane
Molecular function (GO): calcium ion binding
Source: RefSeq, a predicted model, not a curated record
UCUUCUCUACGGACUCCAAGAUGCAGGGGCAUUUUGAUCCCCUUAGACAGUUAGAACCAGAGUGCUAAUCCAUAUACUGAGGUUGGAUUUACAAAAAGAAUAAAAAUUCAAUAGUGAGACGGCAAUGGCGGCUGGACAGAGGCUUGGGAACUGCCCAGAAAUACUCCUUAUAUUCUUUCUCCUGGGAUCGCUGUGGGAGACCGGGUCUGGACAGAUCCGCUACUCAGUGCCCGAGGAGAUGGAGAAGGGCUCUUUUGUGGGCGACAUCUCCAAGGACCUUGGGCUGGGGCCCCACAAGCUGUCGGAAGGCGGAGCCCGCAUAGUUUCCAGAGGUAAGAAGCAGCAUUUUGCUCUGAAUGUCAGAAGCGGCAGCUUAGUCACAGCUGACAGAAUAGACAGGGAGGAGUUGUGUGGGAAAGCACCCGUGUGCAUUGUAAACGCAGAGAUUCUGCUAGAGGACAAAGUGAAAAUUUAUGGAGUAGAAGUGGAAAUAAUUGAUAUCAAUGAUAAUAUCCCCAGCUUCGGGGCAGACGAAAGAGAAAUCAAAAUCCCUGAAAGCGCAGUGCCAGGAACAAGGUUUCCCCUUCCGGAAGCCUUUGAUGCGGAUAUAGGAAUGAACUCUGUUCAGAGCUACCAGUUGAGUUCGAAUCAUCAUUUCUCUCUGAGUGUGGGAAAAAGAACAGAUGGAGUCAAGUACCUGGAGCUGAUGCUGGAGCAUGCUCUGGACCGAGAGGAGGAGCCUGUUCACCUCCUCACCCUCACAGCCUCGGAUGGGGGAGAUCCGAUUCUCUCCGGCACCCUAAGAGUUCCUGUGACUGUCCUGGAUGCGAACGACAACGCGCCAGAGUUUACUCAGUCUGUGUAUACCGUGAACGUACCCGAGAAUUUAGCACAGGGGACACAGCUGCUCACAGUGAGUGCCACCGACUUGGAUGAAGGAAUAAAUGGGGAAGUCACUUAUUAUUUCCAGAAAAGUAUGGAGAAAACUUCUCGGUUAUUUCAUUUGAAUGCUUUGACUGGGGAUAUAACAGUAUUGGAAUAUCUAGAUUAUGAAGAGUGCAAUUUUUAUGAGAUAGAUAUUGAAGCCCGAGAUGGGGCUGGACUUCUGGCCAUAGCCAAGGUUCUACUCAAAGUACUGGAUGUGAAUGACAACGCCCCCGAUAUCACCAUCACCUCCGUUACCAGCUCAGUCUCUGAAAAUUCUGCUGCAGGGUCGAUAAUUGCCCUUUUCAAUGUGCACGACAAAGAUUCUGGGGAGAAUGGUCAGGUCACAUGCUCCAUCCCAGAGCACCUGCCUUUCAAACUUGAAAAGUCCUAUGGAAAUUACUAUAGUUUGGUGACCGACAGAGCCCUGGAUCGGGAGCAAGUCUCCAUGUACAACGUCACCGUGACAGCCACAGAUGGAGGGAAUCCCCCUCUGUCCACUUUUAUUCACAUCUCCCUGCACAUAGAAGACACCAACGACAACCCCCCGGUUUUUGUCCAGACAUCCUACUCAGCCUAUGUCAUGGAGAACAAUCCCAGAGGCACUUCCAUUUACUCUCUAACUGCUCUUGACCCCGACAUUGGGGAGAAUGGACACAUCACUUAUUCCAUUACAGAUGACUCGGUACACGGUGCACCCCUCUCCUCCUAUGUUUCCAUUAACUCUGAAACUGGCAUCCUCUAUGCUCUGCGUUCAUUCGAUUAUGAACAGUUCCGGGAAUUGAAGCUAGGAGUAACAGCCAAGGACUCUGGGGACCCUCCUCUCAGCACCAACGUGUCCCUGACUCUGUUCAUCCUGGAUCAGAAUGACAAUGCCCCGGAAAUCCUGUACCCCGCCUUCCCCACGGAUGGCUCCAGUGGAGUGGAGCUGGCCCCACGCUCUGCAGA